Molecule: messenger RNA, 14360 nt
Organism: Onychostruthus taczanowskii (white-rumped snowfinch)
Lineage: Eukaryota; Metazoa; Chordata; Aves; Passeriformes; Passeridae
Gene: WDFY3
Product: WD repeat and FYVE domain containing 3
Exons: 66
Coding region: 284-10828 (3514 amino acids)
Molecular function (GO): protein binding; metal ion binding
Source: RefSeq, a predicted model, not a curated record
CGACCCCGGCGCCCGGACGGUGCAGCAGCAGCGGCGGCGCCUCCCGCUGGAGCCCGCCCGGGAGGAGCCGUCCUCCCGGCCCGGCCCGCACCGCCCGGCCGCGGCCGCCGCGCCGCGUAACCCCCCGAGCCGAGCCCUGCUCGCGGAGAGAGAGAGAGCACAGCGAAGAGAGGAGAUCGAGGAGGGACGGACCGCCCGCCGCCUCCUCCCUGGGCCGGCAGAGCCGCACCGCCGGGACCUAGCUGCCCCCCGGAUACAAGGGAGCUUCCCAAAGUCAGCCAAGAUGAAUAUGGUGAAGAGGAUCAUGGGCCGGCCCCGGCAGGAGGAGUGCAGCCCCCAGGACAACGCGCUGGGCCUGAUGCAUCUGCGGCGCCUCUUCACAGAGCUCUGUCAUCCUCCACGGCACAUGACCCAGAAAGAGCAGGAAGAAAAACUUUACAUGAUGUUACCUGUGUUCAACAGGGUGUUUGGAAAUGCUCCUCCAAGUACAAUGACAGAGAAAUUUUCUGACCUCCUGCAGUUUACUACUCAAGUGUCACGAUUGAUGGUGACUGAAAUUCGACGGAGAGCAUCAAAUAAGUCCACAGAGGCUGCAAGUCGUGCCAUAGUCCAGUUUCUGGAGGUCAAUCAAAGUGAAGAAGCAAGUAGAGGUUGGAUGCUGCUCACCACAAUCAAUUUACUAGCUUCAUCAGGACAGAAAACUGUGGACUGCAUGACUACAAUGUCAGUGCCUUCCACACUUGUUAAAUGUCUAUAUCUGUUUUUUGACCUUCCACACGUGCCUGAGGUAGUUGGAGGAGCACAGAAUGAACUACCUCUCGCAGAGCGCCGAGCGCUACUACAGAAAGUCUUUGUACAGAUCCUAGUAAAAUUGUGCAGUUUUGUGUCCCCGGCAGAAGAACUGGCUCAGAAGGAUGAUCUCCAGCUUCUAUUCAGUGCAAUAACCUCAUGGUGCCCUCCCUAUAACCUGCCUUGGAGGAAGAGUGCAGGAGAAGUACUAAUGACCAUAUCUCGUCAUGGCCUUAGUGUCAAUGUAGUGAAAUACAUCCAUGAAAAGGAAUGUUUGUCCACAUGUGUCCAGAACAUGCAGCAGUCUGAUGACCUUUCUCCCCUAGAAAUAGUUGAGAUGUUUGCUGGACUUUCUUGUUUUCUCAAAGACUCCAGUGAUGUAUCCCAAACAUUGUUGGAUGAUUUUAGGAUAUGGCAAGGAUACAACUUCCUCUGUGACCUCCUCCUCAGAUUAGAGCAGGCAAAAGAAGCUGAAUCUAAGGAUGCUUUGAAGGACUUAGUUAAUUUGAUAACUUCUUUAACAACAUACGGUGUCAAUGAAUUAAAGCCAGCUGGUGUUACUACUGGAGUACCUUUCCUGCUACCUGGAUUUGCAGUCCCACAGCCUGCCGGCAAAGGUCAUAGUGUGAGGAAUAUUCAAGCAUUUUCUGUCCUUCAGAAUGCAUUUUUGAGAGCAAAAACCAACUAUCUAGCACAAAUCAUCCUUGACGCCAUCACGAAUAUUUAUAUGGCGGACAAUGCCAACUACUUCAUUUUGGAAUCGCAGCAUACAUUGUCUCAGUUUGCAGAGAAAAUUCCUAAACUUCCAGAAGUGCAGACCAAAUACUUUGAGAUGCUGGAAUUGGUUGUCUUCAGCUUGAAUUACAUACCCUGUAAAGAACUGAUCAGUGUGAGCAUCCUUUUAAAAUCCAGCACUUCUUUUCAGUGUAGCAUCAUUGCCAUGAGGACGCUCUUGAAGUUCACUCGUCAUGAUUACAUCUUUAAGGAUGUCUUCAGGGAAGUGGGGCUUCUGGAGGUGAUGGUAAAUCUUCUUCAUAAAUAUGCAGCCCUUUUGAAAGAUCCCACUCAGGCACUGAAUGAUCAAGUGGAUUCAAGAAACAGUUCAUUUGAGGACCAAAAGCAGCUGGCUUUAUUGGUUAUGGAGACCCUGACAGUACUACUACAAGGAUCAAACACAAAUGCAGGCAUUUUCAGGGAGUUUGGUGGUGCCAGGUGCGUGCACAACAUCGUGAAGUAUCCGCAGUGCCGCCAGCACGCCCUGAUGAUCAUCCAGCAGCUGGUGUUGUCACCCAGCGGAGAGGACGACAUGGGCACCCUGCUGGGGCUGAUGCACUCGGCCCCACCUACGGAACUGCAGCUCAAAACCGACAUCCUAAGGGCUCUACUCUUGGUGCUGAGAGAGAGUCACCGCACAAGAACUGUUUUUAGGAAAGUUGGUGGAUUUGUGUACGUCACAUCUUUACUUGUUGCCAUGGAAAGAUCUUUGUGCUCACCACCUAAGAAUGGCUGGGAAAAAGUAAACCAGAACCAAGUGUUUGAACUGCUUCACACUGUGUUCUGCACAUUGACUGCAGCAAUGCGCUACGAGCCAGCCAACUCUCACUUCUUCAAGACAGAGAUCCAGUAUGAAAAACUGGCAGAUGCUGUUCGAUUACUUGGCUGCUUCUCAGACUUGAGGAAAAUAAGUCCCUUGAAUGUCUUCCCUUCAAAUACACAGCUGUUUCAAAGGCUUUUGGAUGAUGACCUAAUAUCCCUGGAUUCUGUGUCACCUACUCUAAGACACUGCAGCAAACUUUUUAUUUACCUCUACAAGGUAGCAACAGAUUCUUUUGACAGGCAUGCAUAUCAUUCUGUUUCAACACCUCCUGUUUGCCCUCAGAAAAACAUAGCUGAUGUGAAACUCCAAACAGGACCCACGUCCAUACAAAGCUUUGAUGCAGUCAUUAUUCACCCUGGUGCUAUGCUUGCAAUGCUGGAUCUUCUGGCCUCUGUUGGAUCAGCUACACACCCAGAGCAUGCGCUGGAUCUCCAGCUGGCAGUGGCCAACAUCCUGCAAUCUCUGGUGCAUACAGAGAGAAACCAGCAAGUCAUGUGUGAAGCUGGGCUCCACGCACGACUUCUGCAAAGAUGCAGCGCUGCUCUGGCAGAUGAGGACCACUCCUUGCAUCCACCACUCCAAAGGAUGUUUGAAAGGCUGGCCUCCCAGGCUCUGCAGCCCAUGGUGUUGAGGGAAUUUUUACGCUUGGGAAAUCCUUUGAAUUGCGGAGCCUGGGACAAAAAGUUGUUGAAACAGUACCGAGUGCACAAACCCAGCUCACUGAGUUUUGAACCAGAAAUGAGAAAUAGCAUGGUCACCUCCAUGGAAGGUCUGGGUCCUGACAGCGUCUUCGGUGCGCACGAGGACAGCCACUAUCGGAUCAGCAGGAGCCUGCUCAAGCCAGCAGAAGGGAGCACAGUGCCCCUGACCAGAGUCAAGUGUUUGGUCUCCAUGACAACCCCACAUGAUAUCAGGCUUCACGGCUCAUCGGUGACGCCAGCGUUCAUCGAGUUUGACACAUCUCUGGAAGGUUUUGGCUGCCUGUUCUUGCCAAGUCUGGCUCCCCACAAUGCACCUACAAAUAAUGCUGUUACUACAGGACUUGUUGAUGGUGCCGUUGUGAGCGGAAUUGGAACUGGUGAAAGGUUUUUCCCACCACCAUCUGGUUUAAGCUACUCAACUUGGUUUUGUAUUGAACAUUUUAGUACACCUCCCAAUAACCAUCCUGUGAGACUCCUCACUGUAGUGCGGCGUGCGAACUCCUCGGAGCAGCAUUACGUCUGCCUUGCCAUUGUCCUGUCGGCAAAAGAUCGCUCACUGAUUGUUUCAACUAAAGAAGAAUUGCUUCAGAAUUAUGUUGAUGACUUCAGUGAGGAAUCAUCAUUUUAUGAAAUUCUUCCCUGUUGUGCCCGUUUCCGCUGCGGUGACCUCAUUGUGGAAGGCCAGUGGCAUCACCUAGUUCUGGUCAUGAGUAAAGGCAUGCUGAAGAACAGCACAGCUGCACUCUACCUCGACGGACAGCUUGUUAACACUGUUAAGCUUCACUACAUCCACAGCAGCCCCAGUGGCUCUGGCUCUGCCAACCCCCCCGUGGUCAGCACAGUGUACGCCUACAUCGGCACGCCACCUGCACAGCGCCAGCUCUCCUCCCUGGUGUGGCGCCUGGGCCCCACGCACUUCCUGGAGGAAGUGCUGCCUGCCCCAGGGGUCAGCACCAUUUAUGAGCUGGGACCCAACUAUGUCGGGAGCUUCCAAGCAGUUUAUAUUCCAUGUAAAGAUUCGAAGUCUGAAGGAAUCAAUCCAUCGCCGAUAUCUUUGGUACCAGAAGAGAAGGUCUCCUUUGGUCUCUAUGCACUGUCAGUUUCUUCAUUUACAGUGGCAAAAAUAAGGAAAGUUUACAACAAGUUGGAUAGUAAAGCUAUUGCCAAACAGCUGGCAAUUUCUUCUCAUGAAAAUGCCACACCUGUGAAGCUACUACAUAACUCAGCAGGACAUUUGAAUGGACCAGCACGCUCCAUUGGUGCAGCUUUGAUAGGGUAUUUGGGAGUAAGAACAUUUGUCCCCAGACCUGUUGCCACUACGCUACAGUACAUUGGUGGAGCUGCUGCUAUUUUGGGACUUGUAGCCAUGGCAUCAGAUGUGGAAGGAUUGUAUGCAGCUGUGAAAGCUUUGGUCUGUGUGGUAAAGAGCAACCCUUUGGCCAGCAAAGAGAUGGAAAGAAUCAAAGGUUAUCAGCUGCUGGCAAUGCUGUUAAAGAAGAAGCGGUCCCUUCUGAACAGCCACAUACUCCACCUGACCUUUUCCUUGGUGGGAACUGUUGACAGCGGACACGAGACAUCCAUUAUCCCAAAUUCUGCUGCCUUCCAGGACCUGCUCUGUGAUUUUGAAGUCUGGCUUCAUGCGCCCUACGAGCUUCAUCUGUCAUUAUUUGAGCACUUCAUUGAGCUCCUCACUGAGUCAAGUGAAGCAGCAAAGAAUGCAAAGUUAAUGAGGGAAUUCCAACUCAUCCCAAGACUGCUGUUGACUCUUCGAGACAUGUCCCUGUCCCAGCCCACUAUUGCUGCGAUUAGCAAUGUGCUGAGCUUUCUACUUCAGGGCUUCCCCAGCAGCUAUGACCUACUCAGGUUUGGACAGUUCAUCUCUUCCACUUUACCUACGUUUGCAGUCUGUGAGAAAUUUGUAGUCAUGGAAAUUAAUAAUGAAGAAAAGCUUGAUAGUGGAGCAGAGGAUGAUUUUGGAGGACUUGUUUCAGCUAAUCUUAUUCUAUUGCGGAACAGGCUUUUAGAUAUCCUUCUGAAACUUCUGUAUACAUCUAAAGAAAAGACAACUGUUAAUUUGCAGGCUUGUGAAGAACUGGUCAAGACACUGGGUUUUGAUUGGAUUAUGAUGUUUAUGGAAGAACAUCUUCAUUCCACUACAGUCACAGCAGCCAUGCGAAUUCUCGUGGUCCUGUUGAGCAAUCAGUCCAUCCUUAUGAAGUUUAAGGAGGGUCUCAGCGGUGGAGGCUGGCUGGAUCAGACGGAUUCUGUCCUGACCAAUAAGAUUGGUACUGUGUUAGGGUUCAAUGUCGGCCGGAGUGCUGGUGGUAGAUCGACAGUGCGAGAGAUUAACCGGGAUGCUUGUCACUUCCCAGGCUUCCCCAUUCUGCAGUCCCUUCUCCCAAAGCACACUAACGUGCCUGCACUCUAUUUCCUCCUCAUGGCCCUUUUCCUGCAGCAGCCAGUCACUGAACUGCCUGAAAACCUGCAGGUCAGUGCACCUGUCAUCAGCAGCCAGUGUAAUCAGGGUGCCAAGUUUGAUUUAGACUCCAUUUGGACCUUCAUAUUUGGAGUUCCUGCCUCCUGUGGCACUGUUACCUCCUCAAUACACAGUGUUUGCACAGAAGCUGCCUUCUUGUUACUGGGAAUGCUGAGGAGCAUGCUGAAUUCUCCCUGGCAGUCAGAGGAAGAAGGCUCCUGGCUUCGGGAAUAUCCAGUCACCCUGAUGCAGUUCUUUCGGUAUUUGUAUCACAAUGUACCUGACCUCAUUUCCCUGUGGAUGAGUCCAGAGUUCCUGUGUGCGCUGGCAGCAACAGUGUUUCCUUUCAACAUCCGACCAUACUCUGAGAUGAGAUUUUUGGGAAACCGGCUUACCCAUAACUGCACUCUGAUGAAGGUCACUGAUCUCGAUGACGAAGUUGGGUCCCCAGCUGAAGAGUUUAAAGCCUUUGCAGCUGAUUCUGGCAUGAACAGGAGCCAAUCAGAAUACUGCAAUGUGGGCACCAAGACCUACCUGACCAACCACCCUGCCAAGAAGUUCGUGUUUGACUUCAUGCGUGUCAUGAUCAUUGAUAACCUAUGUCUCACACCAGCCAGCAAACAGACUCCACUGGUAGACCUUCUGCUAGAGGCUUCUCCUGAAAGAUCAACACGAACCCAGCAGAAGGAGUUUCAGACAUAUGUUUUAGAUGGAGUGAUGGACCACCUACUUGCAGCUGAUGUUUUAUUGGGUGAAGAUGCAUCUCUGCCUAUAACAAGUGGAGGAAGCUACCAAGUGCUGGUGAACAAUGUGUUUUAUUUUACACAGCGUGUGGUAGAUAAGCUUUGGCAGGGCAUGUUCAACAAAGAAUCCAAGCUUCUUGUGGACUUCAUAAUCCAGCUCAUUGCACAGUCAAAAAGAAGAUCUCAGGGACUCUCGCUGGAUGCCAUUUAUCACUGCCUGAACAGAACCAUCCUGUAUCAGUUCUCAAGAGCGCACAAAACUGUUCCUCAGCAAGUGGCUCUCCUUGAUUCCCUGAGGGUCCUUACUGUGAACAGGAACUUAAUUUUGGGACCUGGAAAUCAUGAUCAGGAGUUCAUCAGCUGCCUAGCUCACUGCUUGAUUAAUCUGCAUGUGGGAAGCAAUGUUGAUGGGUUUGGAUUGGAAGCAGAAGCCCGGAUGACAACAUGGCACAUUAUGAUCCCCUCUGAUAUAGAGCCAGAUGGAGUCUACAGUCAAGAUGUCAGUGAAGGUCGCCAGCUUCUUUUAAAAGCCAUAAACAGAGUGUGGACAGAGCUGAUCCACAGUAAAAAACAGGUUUUGGAAGAAGUUUUCAAAGUGACACUACCUGUCAAUGAUCGUGGCCAAGUGGAUAUAACUGUUGCCAGACCUUUCAUUGAGGAAGCAAGUUUAAAGUGUUGGCAAAAUCAUUUAGCUCAUGAGAAAAAAUGCAUCAGUAGAGGAGAGGCUUUGGUCCCAGCCACACAGUCCAAACUUUCAAGAGUCAGCAGUGGAUUUGGCCUCUCUAAACUAACUGGUUCCAGGAGAAAUCGCAAGGAGAGUGGGCUGAGUAAACACAACCUCUCUACACAGGAAAUUUCCCAGUGGAUGUUUACUCACAUUGCAGUGGUUCGGGACCUGGUUGAUAUGCAGUAUAAAGAAUACCAGGAGCGUCAGCAGAAUGCGUUGAAAUACGUGACAGAGGAGUGGUCCCAAAUCGAGUACGAGUUACUGCGAGAGCGAGGGCUCUGGGGGCCCCCCAUCGGCUCCCACCUGGACAAGUGGAUGUUGGAGAUGACUGAGGGUCCCUGCAGAAUGAGGAAAAAGAUGGUGCGGAAUGACAUGUUUUAUACUCAGUAUCCCUACAUGCCUGAGGCUGAGCAGGAAACAAACUUGCUGUCUGACUUCUCAAACAGACUUCCUGAGACAUCUGAUGAUACCAUUCCUCAAAAGAAACCUGCUCGCUACCGGAGAGCCAUCAGCUAUGACAGCAAGGAGUACUACAUGCGCCUGGCUUCUGGAAACCCCGCGGUCUUCCAGGACGCCAUAGAAGAGAACACCGUUGGUGAAACAGCUCAGCAGGAGCCAGAGCAUGGGGAGGACACUAUUGCAAGAGUCAAAGGCCUGGUGAAGCCUCCCCUGAAACGAUCUCGCUCUGCUCCUGAUGGAGGAGAUGAUGAGAGCCAGGACCAGUCACAGGAUCAAAUUAUUGAGGGGAGUUCAAUUGAUGAAGACGAGAAGACUGACAAUACAACUUUGCUUCGACUUCUUGAAGAAGGAGAGAAGAUCCAGCACAUGUACCGCUGUGCUCGGGUUCAGGGUCUUGACACCAGUGAGGGGCUGCUGCUUUUUGGAAAAGAGCACUUCUAUGUCAUCGAUGGGUUUACCAUGACAGCCACCAGGGAGAUACGGGACAUCGAGACGCUGCCUCCAAAGAUGCAUGAGCCAAUCAUACCUAGGGGAGCAAGGCAAGGUCCAAGUCAGCUCAAAAGAACUUGCAGCAUUUUUGCAUAUGAAGAUAUCAAGGAGGUGCAUAAAAGGAGAUACCUUUUGCAGCCAAUUGCAAUUGAAGUUUUCUCAGGAGAUGGACGGAACUAUCUUCUAGCUUUCCAGAAAGGGGUUAGAAACAAAGUUUAUCAAAGGUUUUUGGCUGUGGUGCCCUCUCUGACCGACAGCUCGGAGUCGGUGUCUGGACAAAGACCAAACACCAGCGUAGAGCAAGGGUCUGGCUUGCUUAGCACUUUAGUGGGAGAAAAAUCUGUUACUCAAAGAUGGGAAAGAGGAGAAAUCAGUAACUUCCAGUACCUGAUGCACUUGAACACUCUGGCUGGCAGAUCCUAUAACGACCUCAUGCAGUACCCUGUCUUCCCCUGGAUCCUCGCAGACUAUGACUCAGAGGAACUGGAUCUUACAAAUCCCAAAACAUUCAGAAACCUGGCCAAGCCCAUGGGAGCUCAGACAGAGGACAGGUUAGCCCAGUACAAGAAGCGAUACAAGGAUUGGGAAGAUCCCAAUGGGGAAACCCCAGCUUAUCACUAUGGGACUCACUAUUCCUCAGCCAUGAUCGUGGCUUCCUAUCUUGUCCGGAUGGAGCCUUUUACUCAGAUUUUCUUACGGUUACAGGGCGGUCACUUCGACCUGGCUGACCGCAUGUUCCACAGCGUGCGCGAGGCCUGGUACUCCGCCUCCAAGCACAACAUGGCAGACGUGAAGGAGCUCAUCCCAGAGUUCUUCUACCUCCCCGAGUUCCUGCUCAAUUCCAACAAUUUUGACUUAGGUUGUAAACAAAAUGGCACUAAACUUGGUGAUGUAAUACUCCCUCCAUGGGCAAAAGGAGAUCCUCGUGAGUUUAUCAGAGUCCAUCGGGAGGCUCUGGAAUGUGACUUUGUGAGUGCUCACCUGCAUGAGUGGAUUGAUUUGAUCUUUGGCUAUAAACAGCAAGGUCCUGCUGCAGUAGAAGCUGUAAAUGUCUUUCACCAUCUCUUCUAUGAGGGACAAGUGGACAUAUAUAACAUCAAUGAUCCUUUAAAAGAGACAGCUACCAUAGGAUUCAUUAAUAACUUUGGACAGAUACCAAAGCAGCUCUUCAAAAAACCCCACCCACCAAAGCGUGUUAGAAGCCGUCUGAAUGGAGAGGCUGUGGGAACCUCUGUGCCCCCUGGUUCCACAGGUGACAAGAUUUUUUUCCAUCAUUUGGACAACCUGCGGCCAUCUCUUGCCCCAGUGAAAGAGCUCAAGGAGCCUGUGGGGCAGAUCGUGUGUACUGAUAAAGGCAUUCUGGCAGUAGAGCAGAACAAGGUUCUCAUCCCGCCCACGUGGAAUAAAACAUUUGCUUGGGGCUAUGCAGACCUCAGCUGCCGACUGGGUACCUAUGAGUCAGACAAGGCUGUGAUUGUUUAUGAAUGCUUGUCAGAAUGGGGUCAGAUCCUGUGUGCCAUUUGCCCCAACCCCAAAUUAGUUAUCACUGGAGGAACAAGCACAGCAGUGUGUGUGUGGGAAAUGGGUGUCUCCAAAGAAAAAGCUAAAGCCCUCACACUGAAACAGGCACUGCUCGGUCACACUGACACUGUCACAUGCUUAACGGCAUCACUAGCGUAUCACAUAAUUGUGAGUGGAUCCCGGGAUCGCACCUGCAUCAUCUGGGAUCUGAAUAAGCUUUCCUUCCUGACACAGCUCCGAGGGCACAGGGCUCCAAUUUCAGCACUCUGUAUAAAUGAAUUAACGGGAGACAUUGUAUCAUGUGCUGGCACUUACAUCCACGUGUGGAGCAUUAAUGGCAGCCCUACUGCAAGUGUAAACACCUUCACUGGCCGAAGCCAGCAAAUUAUGUGUUGUUUUGUGUCAGAAAUGAAUGAGUGGGACACCCAGAAUGUCAUCGUAACGGGGCACUCGGACGGAGUUGUCCGGUUCUGGCGGAUGGAGUUUUUACAAGUACCAGAAACACCAGCUCCAGAGCCUGUGGAGAUGCUGGAAAUGCAAGAGGACUGUCAGGACGCACAGAUAGGGCAGGAAGCCCAUGAAGAGGACAGCAGUGACUCUGAGGCAGACGAUGCUUGCAUAGGCCAGGACACAAAAGUGCAGGAGAGCCAGAGCCAGCCAAGCAGCACCAGCCACAGGCCUCGGUCAUCGUCAGCCAGAGCAGCAGCAGCAUGGUCAGCAGACAGUGGCUCUGAUGACUCCAGGCGUUGGUCAGACCAGCUCAGCUUGGAUGAGAAAGAUGGAUUUAUCUUUGUGAAUUAUUCGGAGGGUCAAGCAAAAAUGCAUCCCCAUGCUCAGGUUAACCACCCCCACCCCAGCUAUGCCGAAGCACGGCACUACAGCAAGCUCAAACCAGGAUACAGAUGGGAGCGUCAGCUGGUGUUCAGAAGCAAACUAACUAUGCACACGGCGUUUGAUCGCAAGGACAACGCACACCCAGCAGAAAUCACUGCGCUCGGCAUCUCCAAGGAUCACAGCAGGAUCCUGAUCGGGGACGGCCGGGGCAGGGUGUUCAGCUGGUCGGUGAGCGAUCAGCCGGGCCGGUCCGCGGCCGACCACUGGGUGAAGGACGAGGGCGGCGAUAGCUGCUCGGGCUGCACCGUGCGCUUCUCACUCACCGAGAGGCGGCACCACUGCAGGAACUGCGGACAGCUGUUCUGCCAGAAGUGCAGCCGGUUUCAGUCAGAAAUCAAACGGCUGAAGAUUUCAUCUCCGGUCAGGGUGUGCCAGAACUGCUUCUACAAUCUGCAGCACGAGCGGGGCUCAGAGGAGGGGCCUAGAAAUUGAUGGGGGCCUGGCAAACCUCAUCCAGCCCCGCUGUCACUCCAGGAACCAGUGAGAGCAUCGGAAGGAAUUGGAAUAUUGUCUGUUUACACUUAUGUUUAUACUGCAUUCUAAGCACUAAGAGUAAAAAGGGAUCAUUGCAUUGGUUUGUGUUGACAGAAGGCAGACGAGGCGAACAGCGUAAGGAGAAGAGCAAGGCCCAGGAAGACAUGGUUAAUAACCAUAAAUCCAACAGAACUGGCAGCCCCUGAGCCCACGCUGGGGUGGUUGUUGCAAAAAUCCUCACUUAUCCUAAACAUCCCUUCUUGUCUUGUUUUUGUAGAGUUAGUCAUCUUAACUGGGGGGAGGGAGGGCAAGGCUUUUUAGAAGAUAGUUGUAAAUCUGCCUUCUUCGCAAGCAACUGUGUAUAUUGUAAAUAGGUAUAACGGCCUUUUUAUCUAAAUAUGAACUUAACUGCCUGUUACAUGGGACUUCAGAUUAACCACUGUACUUUGUGUGGCAUCUUUAUCUCAUCUAUCAAUUUAAAUAUGAAUGUUAAAAAACAAACAAAAAAAAAAAAAAAAAAAAAAAAACAAAAAAAGAAAAACAGAAAACUCAAAGGCAUUAUGUGUUUUUCUGUUAAAAAUCCAGUCUGUGCAUGUUUGUUCUUUCAGUUGCCCACAGUAUCUUAAUUUAAGUGAGGCUAUUCAUAGAAUUACACAGAUUUUUUCAAAAGAAAACAUUUUUGAGAAUAGGAACUUGGAGUAUUUUAUUCUAGCUGUAAGAUAACCAGGAACUAAAUUGUACACUUGUGUUGCGUUUUAUACCAAAAUAUUUACCACCUCAGUGUUGUUCAUAUUUAAUAAGGCCUCUUUUAUACAUAUGUCAGAGCUACAGUUUUGUUAAUUACUUAAUGUUCAUUAGCAGCUGAUUCAUGCGGUGCAAGAACCAGCUUUUACCUUCUUUAGUCAAUAGCAAUUGGCUUUUGCAUAUAGGUACAGAAUUAAUUCCUUGUGCAUAAAAUUGAACUGCUGUUGUCCCAUAGCUUCUCUGCAAAAAACCUUUUUGUAACAACAGGCAUUGCUCUAAAGCAGGGUGAUCUUGGUCAUGUCAGAAAUGCUCCUUGGAGCUCUCUUUGUCUUUCAGCACACACCAUCAGCUUGAGGACAGCAGUAGAUUUCCAUUAUGGUUUUUAAGUUUCAAUAUUAAUUUAAUUGCAGUAUUUUUUUACUACUCUGUCAUUUAUUUUGCACUACAUGUGGGAUGAAGUAGAGACACUGAUAUCUGCUGGGAUUGGAGCACGUGCAUUGGGAUAGGCCCAUGGACUUAAUUUCUGCAUGAGGUCUUGCCAAUGGGUUUUUGUUUGGGCAAAGGGGUAGAGGGAGGGCAGCAGGCAGGCUGGUGGUCGGUUUGUUUUUGUUUUUUGACAUAUGUGUAUAUAUUUUGUAAAAGGGUGACAAACUGAUCUAGAGCUAGGUAUAUUCACAAUGGAUUCUUUUAAACAGAGGUAAGGAUAUGACCCAGGCCAACAGAAGACAGGUGGCUCUCGCAGUACUUGAGUGAAUGUUGUCACUCAAAGGGAUGAGAUUAUCCUUCACUUGGAAUGACUUGGGCAGGCUCUGGCCCUGGGACAGCAAAUCCUUAAAACCAGCAUUGUUGUUGGAAUUGCACCAUCAAAAAUUCCAGGCCCUCUCUAUUGGGCUGAGCUCCUUCCAGAGGGUCCCUGGCACUGUGGGGGCACCCCUGCCUUCUCUUGAUUUGAGCUUUUAGCAGUGAAUAGUUUGUUAAUUCUGACCACUUACUAUUUACCCUGGUAUCACAUGUUUAUGCACUGAAGGUUAAAUAUGUAUUUUGAUACUUGUUUGUUUAUUAUGUAUGUGCUGGUCUGUAAAAUGAGAUAUAUUCCUGUUUAGGUAUGUAUACUAGGUCCCCAAAUGAGCAGAAAGGCUUCUCUAUAGCCCUUGCACACUGUUGAGUAAAUGCAGGUUUGUUGAGCUUAGCUGACCCAAAUUUUGGAUCCAAAGAGUGAUGGUCAAGUAGCCACACUGACUACUGGCUACCUGGAAGAUUUGACCCUAAAACAGGAAGAGGUUCUGGGUAAGCAUGUGCAGAGCACUGGAAUUUCUGUGUUCAGCUGUUCUCUCUAACGUUGCCUUCACCCUUCCCAAAAUGAUGCAAAACCAGCAUAGUUCAGAAGACAGGCUAGUGGCCUUAACAUUUUCUGUUUGAAGAAAAGGCUGUUUUGACAACUCUUAAAUGCCUUUGAGUCCACAGUUUUUCUCCCCUUGCCUCCAGAUUUCCAAAUCAUCCCCAAAUUUAAGGAAGCCUUCUUCUCUGUGGACUGCAGCUUGUACAGCCACAUUGUUAAACCCUAAUAAAAGCAAGGCUAUGACAACAGCACUGAUGUGGUCCAGCACUGCAGCCAGGACAGAGUCCUGCUGUGGGGUCCUGAGGGUGGGGCUGUCGCCACAUGCGUUGUACGGGUGUUGUUCGUGCCUGCGGCACUGGCAGCGCACUAAAGAAAUCCUUAUUCCUUACAAAUUCUGCAGUGUGCAGGCUAAGCCCAGUUUACAUUUUGCAAGCAGACCACCACAGCCCUCUGACUUAGUUCUGUUCCCAAAAAAACAUGGUUUUGCUUGUUGGAGGCGGAGGGGGACAAACACACCUGCUCAUAUUCCCUUUGGCAGCUGGUGCUGUGGGCAACUGUGGUGUUCAUGUGGGAGUGGGGUUUUUUUCCAUUUCAUUCGAGCUUCUAAUGCAAAUACUUGCUUUGUUUUCCAUGUAAAAAAUCUGUUGAGCAAAAAUAUACUCAUUUACACUAACAUUAGUGGACUGUAUUCUCUGCAAGUACCUCACAUGUCUUCUCCUGCCUUGUUCUUUGUAGUAAACUUAUCCAUGUACUCCUAACAUUCGUUUGUAGUGUGCAACUGUAAUGUCAUGCUUUUGAGAGGGGUUGGCUGCCUCCAGCCAACAUUCAUCAGUUCAAUAGCAAAACACUUUAGGUAAGUUAUUUUGCACUUUCUUAUGUAUAAAAUUGGUAGAAACUUAUAUUUGCUUUGGAUCAUUUAAAGACUCCUUUUGUUUCGGUAAAUGAACUGUGUAUAAAAUACUUAUGCAGUUAAAACUGUUUUUAGAAAGUAUUUUUAAUUUCAGCAAGUUUGGUUACUUGUUGCAUGACUAUUAACACAGCUGACUUUUUGUGUCAGUGCAAUGUAUAUUUUUUUUGUUCUGUUAUUAACUUGUAAGCCCUAGGUAAAUGGCCAUUUAUUUGUACAGCAUCAGGAGUAAAUUGAAGAUAACUGGCUGAGACUGGAGUGUGGAAUUUUGUACUAUAUUGCAGAAUCCAAUAUCUGUUUUUUGGUGGUUACGUAAAAGGCCUGACGAUUUACUAUCUAGUGUGCAAUCUGUGAUAUCUGAAUGUUCAUUGUAUAUUUGUCUCCAAUGCAAAAAGGUAGAGUAACACGAUUACAACAAUACAUGAUUAAAUGCAAUAGUUCAGGUACUGAAGUAUUUUUUUUUUCAUUUCAAAUAAAUACCUGCUAUUUACCACCAAAAA